CUAGGCUGUACGAGGGGAAGGAGCAGGCAGAGUUUGAAGAGUCGCUGAGGAGGCUCUUUGAAUCCAUCAACAGCCUGAUGAGGACAGACUACACCACCACUCUGCUGCUCAGGGUUGCUGCUCUGAAGUACCUGCCAACAGUCCUGCAUGAUGUUGAGAAAGUGUUUGAUGCCAAACUUCUCAGUGAGUUGCUGCAUGACUUUUAUUCCUGCAUCCCCCCUGAGAUACUCCAGGAACAGAAGGUGAACUCACUCCAGAAACAGAAGGUGGCCUCCAUGACUGAAAUCGUCAGCAGCAAACUCUUCCAGAGACAAGAGUGCCGUGAUGUGCUGUUACCCAUGAUGCUGCGGGAGUUGGGUGGGGCACUUGCCAGCAUGGCUGACGGGCCUCACGAUGAGAGGAGAAAUAGUCUGGAGCUGCUUAACAACAUUCUGGAGGUCCUCAGCCGGGACAGUGUGGGUGAAACCUUUCAACAUGUGCAGGACAUUGUGGUGUCUCUGCUGAGGAUCAUCAACCGGACGGUCAUCACGAUGGGAAGAGAGCACGCCCUAAUCGUAAGUACAUAA
Molecule: messenger RNA, 566 nt
Organism: Notothenia coriiceps (black rockcod)
Lineage: Eukaryota; Metazoa; Chordata; Actinopteri; Perciformes; Nototheniidae
Product: dedicator of cytokinesis protein 2-like
Exons: 5
Coding region: 78-566 (162 amino acids)
Biological process (GO): cell migration; myoblast fusion; small GTPase-mediated signal transduction
Cellular component (GO): plasma membrane; cytoplasm
Molecular function (GO): small GTPase binding; guanyl-nucleotide exchange factor activity
Source: RefSeq, a predicted model, not a curated record